Molecule: messenger RNA, 363 nt
Organism: Clonostachys rhizophaga
Lineage: Eukaryota; Fungi; Ascomycota; Sordariomycetes; Hypocreales; Bionectriaceae
Source: the annotation of a GenBank genome assembly
AUGUCUUCUCCCGCCAUGAAGGUCUUCCCCCAGGCCCAGUCCAAGUAUCAGAUCCCGCUGCUCGCCGGCAACAACGCCUACCUGGGUGAUGUCUUCUCUAGCGACAAGACAAACCCCGAGAAGCCUAUUUCCGCCGGCUUCUACCGUCUCAAGGAGGGCGAGCCCCUCACCUACACCUACAAGUACGACGAGAUGAAGAUCAUCCUGGAGGGUGACUACACCAUCUCAGACGAGACCGGCCAGAAGCACGUCGCCACACCGGGAGAUGUCUUCUUCUUCCCCAAGGGUUCAACCAUCACCUUCACCACGCAGAACGGCGGCCUGGCAUUCUACGUCGGCCAGAGGAAGGAGAGCGAUUUCUAA